Messenger RNA from Anguilla anguilla (European eel), 6150 nucleotides. Its product is annotated as raftlin-like. The record is from RefSeq and is a predicted model, not a curated record. Bases 625 to 2760 code for a protein of 711 amino acids. The transcript is spliced from 10 exons. Lineage: Eukaryota; Metazoa; Chordata; Actinopteri; Anguilliformes; Anguillidae.
UUUCCUUCUCUCAGAUGGUUUCCUCAGUCAGUCAAAUGGAACCGUGCAGGCUGCUAGAGGAGUCUAGAGUGAGUGAGGGGCUGAGCUGAACUGUGACGAGGUCAGACUGGUCUUUUGUUUACAGUCAGUCAGGGGAGAGGAGUGAGACAGAAGCGAGACCGUGCACAUACAGCAGGAGAGAGAGAAAGGAGGUAGAGAUGUCAGAGGAUGUGGUUUUCCUGAGCUUGCAGAACAUCAUAGAGGCAUACUUUGAGCAUGACUUAAACAAGAGGAGGCAAAGUGUAUCCGCUGCUCGCUUAGCUCCUGUCACAGCUCUGCUGGUGCCGCUCGCGAGAGGAGAUAGACCGGUCUGUUUAGGGGUUUGAAACUCAGAAACACAGGACUGCUUUUUUCUUUUCCUUUUUGUGUUUGAACUGAAAAGCUUGCAUUCUGUUUUGGAUUUACUUGACAUCAGAAAGAGGCUGCAAAGGAUUUCAUCAGAGACUCAAGCAGAGAAUUGCCUCUCACUGACAUGAGUCCAUCUACAACUAGAGCUUGCACAGCCAUCCACACCUGAUCACACAGCACACCUCCAGGAUCUGGUCCCCAACAGCUUCAGUACAGGUGAGUAGAGACACCAGUGAGAUGGGCUGCGGACUGCCCAAGUUGAAACGUUCUGAGGACAGCAGUCCUGGGAAGAUCUACUCCACCCUCAAGCGCCCUCAAGUGGAGACUAAAGUGGGCGUGGCAUACACAUACCGCUUUCUCGACUUCAUUCUUGGAAAAGAAGGGGCAUCUGGACUCUGCCUCUCCACUCUGAGGGAGUUACCCACCCAGCUUCAGGACCUCUACCAGCAGGGGUUUGUUUUAGCUGCCGUGCACCCCUUCAUCCACCCCUGUGGUUUGGAGCAUGCCAGCGUCCAGCAUCAGCUCUACCGGGCUGUGCUGAUCCGCCACUCUGACACUUCAGAGAAGACACCGUCAAACUAUGAGCCCAGCCGUCUAGAAAUUGACCUGUGCCUGUCAGCAGACCAGUCACCCAACACAAGUCUCAUACAGGGCUACGUGAAAAAGAUCCAGGAUGCAGCAGAACAAGGCGUCAUGUUUGUGGGUUUCGUCCAGCAGCCUGGUGCAGUCUCAACCCCAGGACAGGCUGGCGCAGAGGAAAUGUCACUGUCCCUGCAUUCCAGCCCUAGCUCUCUCCCCGGUACAGAGACUGAGCUAAACCACAGCCCCCUGUCCCCAGAGGGGUUGGAACUCCAGGAUUUUGCUGAGGAGACUGGAACAGAAGACAAACCCUCAGCCACUGAGGGUGAAGAAGUACAUCCAGGGGAAACAGAGACUGAGACUGUGAACCCUGGGAGUCCCAAUGGGACAGGUGCAGGGGACAGUCAAGAUGGCGAGCCUGGUCUCUCUGACCCAUCUUCAUCAGUAGACCACCCAGGCCAACAUACAACAGCAACAAAGAAUGACAGCCUGAUGCAUAACAACAAUAAAGCAAAGAACCCAGAGGAGAAAGACACACACACCAGUCUAUCUUCCUCCAAGAAAGGGAUGGAAGUCUUCGCCUUGUUUAACCACCCCGGGGCGCACCAGGGGCUGCUGAAGUACUACACCAUUAAAGUCCCCCUACGGGUCCAGCUCCAGGAUGAGGGGGUCAGUGGUGUGGAGGCCAACUGGCUUGAUCACAUGACACAGCACUUCAACAGCGGCGCGUCGCUAGUCGAUGGCUAUUUCCAUCUGGGGAGCGAAAACGAUUUGAUGGCCAAAUCAGUGGAGAGCGUGUUCAUCUUCCAGGAAGGGCUGGAGGGGGAUGCGUCCUACGAUGCCAUCGUUGUUGAGCAGUGGACCAUCAUUAACGGUUUGGAGGUGAAGACAGACUACAUCCCACUGCUUAAAUCUCUGGCUAUGUAUGGAUGGAAACUCACCUGUGUGCUGUCUACACCCAUUGUCAAGACCAACAGCGAUGGGAGUUUGGCCACCAAGCAGAUUGUUUUCCUCCAGAGACCCACCCUGCCUCGCAAGAAAAGGGAUUCCAAGAAACUGGGCUUCAAAGCACGGAGCAAGUCCAAUAAGAACUCUGUGAAAGAUGCUCCAAAGUACAAGAAGAAGAAAAAUGGCCCCUCUGUGCCAGAGAAAGAGACGGAGGAACAGAAGAUAUGUGAGGAUGAGGAGAGGAUGUGCAAAGAAGACAGUGAGAAUGUGGUGAAGAAGAACAAUGAAAACAAGGAGAACAAGAGGCAAAGUACAGAGACAACGAGCGAUGGAGAAAAAGAGGCAGUCUUAGAGGCAGAGUCUAAGGGCAAAGAGGGUGUGACAGUGGUAGAGGGUAAAGAGGAGAGAGGGACAGGGACAGAAGGAAAGAUGGAGGAGAGAAGAGAUGAUGUGGCAAAGACUGUAGAGCUGAGAGAGGCAGAUAUUAUAGAGGGGAAAGAGGGCAGGGCACUGGUUGAAGAGGAGGGAGAGGGCACAGUAGAAGCAGAUACUGUAGAGGGAAGAGAGGGUGGGGUUGAAGUUGAGACUGAGAAGGAAGUUGCCCUGGAAACAGAGAACCAGCAGGGGCAGGGAAGAAGUACUGAUGGACAGGAUAGAGGAGCUACAGAACAGGAUGGGGGAGGGGCAGAAGAUCAACAGGAAAUGGCAACCAAUGGGAAAGGACAAACGGAGGAUAGAGUAGACUGUGGGGAUGUUGUGCACAUUGGUAACGUGACAGAACUUACUAUGGCCAGUUCCCAUCCAGAACUUAGCAGCACUGAUGACCCUUCUGCCAGCACUGACUGAGGUUGAGCCAGACUCUAAAUACUGGCUGUGAAGACUGUGGAGGUAGGGGGGGGGGGGGGGUGGGCGUUGUUGUUAGAGCUCCAGCCAUGACCGGGUGGCCAAAUGCCAUGUGAAAGUAUUGAGUCUACAGAAUUUCCCAUUCCGAAGUCUAUCACAAAUGAACGUGAAAAAAUGUUCUGUAUGAAGUCACUCAUUAUAAAACAAUGAAUUAAAUAUAUAGAACAAGUAAGGACUAAGAUACAUUCAGAAAAGAUCUAUCGCAAAUGAAGGACUUACUCGCAGGACUACUUAACCCUGUGAGGAAUAAUGCUGGUGAUGUAAAUACCUUGGUCACUGGUAGUUCCUGUAUGGAACUGAUUAAUAUGGGGUGUUCACAGAGAAAGGAGUGCUCUCAGUGUAGGCUUUCAUUGUGAGAUUAGAUAUCUAACUUUGUGAUAUCAUUUAUCCUGAAUUUUCAUAUAUUAUUGCAAGAGAGAAAGACAAAUUUUCAAAUAUAUAAUAUCAUUUUGUUACAGCUGAACACUGUACAGAAAAGUAAACCAUAAAUUAAAUAUUUGAGCACUUUCUGUAAGGCAGUUAAAAUGUGUUUGAUAUUGCAGCAUUAUUUAAAAAUGUUUUGGCCUAUGGAAAAUGAAAACAUGCUUCUCUUUUCUUCUCUCAACAAUGUGUUGAAAAAACAAACUCCUUUCCCAGCACUUCGCUGUAUACAGACAGUCUUCUCAACCUCAAGAGCAUACUUUUAACAGGGGCCUUGAAAUAAGCAAAUUUAAAAUAGAGCCAUGACUGAGAUGGAUAAUUGGCCCCAAUGGUAAGACACGCUAGCCAUCUUUUAAGUAUCUUCUCAAAUGUUUCCCCCAGAGCCUGGAGUCUAGUUAUUUCUAUCACCACUUACACAGAGCCACAUGAAUAAUGGAGCGGACCGAGUUCAACAAUGUCUGUGAUCAGUUAUGUCCGCCCUAUCACUUAAGGGUCUUUUUGUGACUAGCCAAUCAUCAAGAUGACUUUUCCCAUGUUCAGCUGAAGAGUGAGUCCACAGUUGUCCUUCUCACAAUCAGGACAGCAGCUUAGAGCAUGAAAUAAAUAAAGAAAUAAAUAAAUAGCCCAGACACUUGGUAUGUUAGAGGGGUCUCACUCAUGUGCUAUUUUGCUUAUAAUCUUUAAGGACUUUCAGAGGGCCAAUACCAGAUUCACUGUAGGAAUGAAGGACAAAUAUGAAAUGAUAUUACCCUCCUCAUUGCCCUUCCUUCGUCACUGAAGGCAAAUAUCCGUAAUAGGAGAAGACAAUAACAGAAGGCCCACACAUUAGUGGUAAUAUUUUGGCGUGUUUAAAUAGAUGUAGGUGAGCCCACAAGCUCAUAUGAAUAUGUAAUGUGGUUCCAUCUUUAAUCAAAAACUUUGCCGCAGUAAAGGUAAGCUGUAUGCUUUACAAUAGGGUUGCCUAACUUUGAACUCAGUUUGAGUUCAUGGAGAGGCAGGGUCAUAUCGGUAAUGUAGGUACCCUCUUUCCCACAGACUUGAAGGGGUUACCCCCUUGGAUAUGAGAUUUGUUUCAUCAGCCAGGGGGUCAUGUUUAAACUAUUUUAUGGAUUUUCCACUGUCCUCCACAGAUGGAAGUGAUUUCACUGUAUGUACACUGUAGUUUUCCAAAAAGCCAUGUCAAAUUGCCUUUUUUAUAGUUUCAGGAUGUUUUCUCCCCUAAUUUCUUCAGUGGAAAUGUAUUACCAUUCAGAAAAUGUGUUUUAUAUUAAUAUCCUCCCUCAGUAACAAAAUAAUGUGUCAAUUGGAACACCAAGAGACACAAUGUUUUAUUUUAGUAUAAAAUAUUUUCUGAAAGGUAAAUUCAGUCACAUUUUGCCAUUAUUCCAUGAUAUUUAAGGCUAAUAUUUGAUUUGGGUUUUUAAAAAUGAAGAGUGAGGUGUGGCUUGGGAACUGUGCAAUGUAAAUGAGAUGUUUAACAGAUUCCAUGUCAAGUGAGUUAUCAAUAAGUGAAGUACACAAGUACUCCUUUAGAAAUUGCCAUGGGUUUAACAGUAAUAUGAUUUUUUUUUUGUGAUUUUUUGUGAGAAAAGAUUUAAAAACAUGUCUUUUCUUGUCUAUUACAGCAAAAUGAAAGACUGUUGCCCUUUGUCUGAUAUUAGUGAGCUUUCAACAAUAUAUGUGUGUUUGCUUUGACACAGUACUUUUAGAAACUAUAUUGAUGACUACAAUCAUGCGUUGCUGUGGUGUCCAGCCGUAACUGGAUUUCUUGGUGAUUUUCAGCAGAAUAAACAACAGAAUAGUUUGGUGGAUGAGAUUUGAAGACAAGGUAAUCAUCCAGUGAUAUUAUACUACACAGCUAUAUAUCGCUACACAUUGAACAGUCAAUUGUGUUGUGAGCAGAUUCCUCGUUAUGUCAGCCAUAGGGGUAGUGUAAUGUGAUAACCAGUGAACAUCAUAGCAUGCCUUUCAGAGGAAUUCACAUGGAAAGUUAAAUAAGAAGCAAAGAAGAUAUAUUGGGUCUCCAUGUGUCGUUUUUGUCCGUUAAAUUUGCUUGAACACAGCUUUCUGGUGCUGCUCUGACUGAAGGAAACUCUGACUAAUUUGGACUUCAACUGUGUUACUGAGUGCACUUCAUAGCCAGUUGUGUAAAGCAGAAAUAAAGCGUGUACACCAUUUCCUGUCUUAUGUAACCCGCAAAGCCUCAAAGAUUUAAGGCACGGCAGUUCCUAUGUCACAGAAACAUCCAGAAAAUAGUGUUCAGAUCUCAUCGUGGCCUGUGACAGUGUUUGUCAAGAUAAAGUAGAUUUUUGCUCAAACAAGUCAAGUGAGGUGUUGUCCUGAAUGUAUAAUUGUAAAUAACUUCAGUAAAGGCAUAACACCCACUCUAGAAAUUAAUACUUUGUUAUAUGUAUUUUAUUUUUCAUGGAGGCUGCCAAUGUUACUAAAUAUCAUGGUUUAAGUUUAGUAUAAUGAUGUAUUUGUCUUCUAGAGUGUCCUGCCUAUGCUGAAAUUAAAUCUACACCAAUGAAAUGGCACCUGCUGACUCAACAGUUCAGCUAACAUUAGAUGACUUUAGGGUAAGAAAAGAUUGCUAUAGCUCAGGUCAUUUUUGCCUGUGCGUGGCAUUUUUUGAGGAAACAGAAAUGGUUUUUGUAUUUCAAUCUAAUACAGGUGUAAAUGCUGUCAUGACCACAUUAAAUGCUUUACUAUCAUUCUCUUCAUAGUCUUUAUAAAGCUACUGGCUCAUUGGCACUCACAUUUUCUGUAUCUGUAAAAAAGUGUAUAUUAUAAAUCUGCUUUAUAUUUAAUUUUCAUUUGCCUUUGUAACAUGAAUAUUUUUGUUUUACUAAAUGAUAAAUGAUGUUGCCAUGUAUUUGACUCAAUAAAUGGAAGUAAAACCCCCCAAUUGAA